AUGUUUGCCCCCUAUCGCUCGCUUUUUCUCGACCCUGCUUGGCGCUCCGAGCACCUCCACGCCCCAGCCAAGUCUGCCUCCGCUCCGCCCCGCCUCAGCCGGUCUACAACCGACCUGCCCGACGACUCGGCCUACAGCCGCCAGACUCACGCUGGGAAGGCCUCAGGGUGCCCGUUCCCGUCGAGAGAGAAUGCGGGAGGUGGCGGACAGCCUUCACGCGUCGCAGAUUCGUACCGCGUGUUCGAGACGGACCGCUCGACCAUACAUGCUGCAACCCCGAGACAAUACUCACGAUAUGCGCGCGCCCCGAGACCGACCAAGCAAGGACAUCUCCAAAGAUACCGAGACGAAGAAGAACAACUGCUGGAGACGGUAGAGCUCUCGGCCUGGCGCCCGCGAGCCGCAGACUGUGGCGUCGACUGUGAUGACUGCCGCUCGAGCUACGAUACCAGUCCUCCGUCCUGGCUGCUGGUCGAGGAACGGCCAAACAGCCCCGCUGACGACUGGGCCGAGUUUUGGUGCCAGGACAGUCGUCAAGCGUAUGAUGCCAUCCUCUGCGCACUCCGCGCAUCGAUCGAGCUGCUGCGGAGUUUUCUUUCACGUGGCAGGAGGUGGCUGUCCCAGGCGCGGGAAUCAUUUUGA
Messenger RNA from Colletotrichum siamense, 642 nucleotides. RefSeq lists its product as uncharacterized. Bases 1 to 642 code for a protein of 213 amino acids. NCBI's taxonomy places the organism in Eukaryota, Fungi, Ascomycota, Sordariomycetes, Glomerellales, Glomerellaceae. The record is from RefSeq and is a predicted model, not a curated record. The transcript is spliced from 3 exons.